AUGAGCUUAUUGAAUACUUCAAAUGAUAGUGAUAGUGACUCUCUUUCCAUUUUGGUUAUAUUAAGAACUUUAUUUACUGAUUUACCUGAUCUUGUUAUUCUAAAUAUUAUUCAUUAUCUAUCACCAUUCGAUGCAAUUCAAGCAUUUUAUAAUAUCGAUAAUGAUGAUGAUAAUAGAAUUUUAAAUCUUUUAAUUGAAACUCGAUGUUUUUCAUCGAUUCAUCAACUUCGAUUACCUUUAUUUAAUUUUGUUUGUGAUUAUGUUAUACCAUAUAUGGGUUCUAAACUAUCUCAUUUAACUCUCUAUGAUCAUCAACUUAUGAUAGCUCGUACUAAACAAAUAUAUUUAUAUUUAUCUAAUCUUUCAUCGCUUCACCUAAUUAAUAUUAUUGAAAUAAAAGAAAAUGAUAAUGAUCUUUCAUAUUUUCUUAAUAAACAAUUAAAAAAACUAACUAUUCAAUUCAUUAGUGAACAUCAUAUAGAAGCUCAAGCUUAUAUAUGUGAACAAUUUAUAUUCAAUAAAGAAUCAACAAAUUUAAUUCAUUGUCAUUUAUUAAAUAAUUAUGGAAUACACCUUCGACGUUUAAAUUUAUUUCCAAAUAAUUCUAUUCAAGAAAUGACUGUACAAUUAAAACAUUUAACAGAUUUACAUGUACUUUUUGAUAAUUUAAUAAAUAUAAAAAUUCUAAAUAUUGAAAUUUGUCAAUGGACUAUUGAAGAUAUUAAAUAUGAUUAUACGAAAUUAUCAAAAAAACUUCCUCAUUUAAUUGAAUUUUCUCUUCAAACUCAUCAUACAUUAAGUUUUAAUCAAAUGAUCAGUAUUAUUCAACAUUUAAUUUAUUUAAAUAAACUUUCAUUUAUCUAUCGAAAUUAUGAUGAACGUGGUAUUGAUAUAAAUCAAUUACAACUAAUAUUGAAUCAUCUUCAAUGUUUAAAACAUUUACACUUUAUUAUUAAAUUUAUUUAUUUUAAUCUCAAUCCUAAAUUAACAUUUGAAUAUAAUAUUCAAUUAAAACAACAAUGGAAUGUACAUACAUACAUGAAUUCUUUAUAUAAAACUUAUCUUGCAUAUACUCAACCGAUGAUUAAUCGAAAUUUUUCAAUUUCAAGUGAUAUUCUAUUAGAUGAUGAUUUAAUAUAUCUUCCAACAAUAACGAAUUUAAACUUAACUAUACAUACAAAACAAAUUUCUCUUUUACCUAUUAUUCGUUUAUUGAAUAGUCAUUUUCCAUUUUUGAAGCACCUUCAUAUUGUUGAUUCAUUUGGUAUCGAAGAAAAGAAUGAUUGUACUAUGAAAUUAUUUAAUAUUCAUUCAUUGAAUGCAUCAGAAUUAAAAAUAUCGAAUUUAUUCUUUAAUCUUAUUCAAUCUUUACCUAAUUUAGUGUAUCUUCAAGUAAAUUCAAAUAUUUUAAUCAAUUGUGAUCUUAAAUUAUUAUUCGUAAACAAUCAAAUAAAACAUCUGGAAUUAAUAACAAAGAAUUUCGAUGAAAUUAAUAAUAUUUUAUUUUAUUUUCCAAUUUUGGAAUAUUUAAUAAUCAAUAAUAAAAAACAAUCAAAUGAUUAUAAACGAAAAUCCUACCGAAUUGUUUUCAAUUGGUUUGAAAUAUGUACACAAUUAUAUACAAUUCUUAUUAAAACAGAUAAAUUAUCUAAUUUAUUUUUUAAUUUAAGUCAUACAGAAAGCAAUUCAAAGAUUCACAUACAAUAUUCGAAUGAAAUGCUUACUGUAUGGAAAUAA
This is a messenger RNA of Adineta steineri, 1737 nucleotides long. The record is from the annotation of a GenBank genome assembly. NCBI's taxonomy places the organism in Eukaryota, Metazoa, Rotifera, Eurotatoria, Adinetida, Adinetidae.